GCCAGAGAACACCAAAGAGUAUAUAGCUAGUAGGUAUAUAGACGGAUGUAGCAGGGAUAUAGAUCGCGCCUAGUACAAAAAACACGCUCGUAUGUUGGACGGGGCUUUUAAUGCAAUGAAUGUAAUUGGUGUCAGGUGAUAUGCUCAAAGGUGCUAUUGUGUGACCGGAGGACUGAGAUAUAUGCCCUCCACUAAUUAGAUGAGAGUGAACUUUCUAAAUGCUAUGCAAUCAUGACUGAAAAAGAAUUAGAAACACAUUUCCCUACAAGUUUUGCAACUAAUCGUACAAAAUGUUAUGAAACUUCAACAUGUGAAAAUGAAUUUUAUGAAAUUACGAGACUAUUUGAGAAAAAGUUUAGUUUUUCCAAAAAUAGUGCUUCAUGGUGUUUGCCGAAUGUUGAUUUAAUGUUCGUGAAUGAUAUAUGGAAGGUUAUGAAAUUGCAAACCAUCAAAGAAGAACUUAAUAAUGCUAAAAGUCAGUUAAACGAUUUUGAUUUAGCAGAUUGGCAUAGGCAUACCAAUUUUACUAAUAAAGCUGGUGACAUUCUUUGGAAAUUGAGAAGUGAAGUUGAACCUGAAUUUGUCACUCAGGCAUGGUGCAAAUUUUAUGAAAUUGUAAUGUCAUUUCCAUUGGUUCCAUCACAAAUUGGUGAAUUGAAAUAUUUUAAUUCUGUCCAUUUAUGUGAAGCACCAGGAGCUUUCAUUACUUCAUUGAAUCAUUUUCUUCAAUUGCAUUACCCAGAUGUUAAUUGGCAUUGGAAAGCAACAACUUUGAAUCCAUAUUAUGAAGGAAAUUCCUUGUCAUCAAUGAUAAAUGAUGAUAGAUUUAUAUUUCAUACACUUCCUUGUUGGACCUUUGGUUAUGAUUAUACAGGUGAUAUUAAGAAUUUGAGUAAUAUAAAUCAUAUUGUAGAAGAAGCAAAGCAGAUGGGUGAAGUUCUUUUGGUUACAGCUGAUGGAAGUGUUGACUGUCAUGAUAAGCCUGCAGAACAAGAAGGUGUUGUGUCUUCAUUGCACUAUUAUGAGACGAUUGCAGCUCUGAAUAUUCUAGGAGUAGGCUUACAGGAUGAAGGAAAAGUUAUGUUUCCAUUUGAAAGUAUUCCUCAGGAGUUUAUCGACGAAUUGCUGAUUUGUUCCACAAGGUUCAAAGAUUUUCAGGUUGAAGCUAUAAAGAAAAACAUAGAGAUGUUAGGUGACCCUUCUGUUAAUUAUAUUAUCAAACGAUUUAAGUAUUUGGCAGUUCAGCAUUUCAUGAAACAUUAUAAAUUAAAAAAAAUAUCUGAUGAAAGUAAAGAAGUGAAAGAAACUAUGUCCCAAAACUUGGAUCCACAUGCUAGGAAAGGAUCGUACAGUGAUAGAAUCCAGAAAAAGAAUUCUGUAGUUAAGAAAUUAUUGGAACUUCAUGAAGAGUUACAAGUUUUUAAUGUAACAUGGACAUACAAACAUGAUAUUAAGUGGUUAAAAAUGCAGUCGUCUCAGCUGGAAUUCAAUGUUAUCAGUGGCAAACCAAUAAAUAUUGUUCAUUCCUCUAAAUUUUGCUCAAACCACCUCCUAAAAAUAUGGGAUGAUAUUCGAGAGACAACUUCACAGUUCUUUGAAAAUAGUUCUGAUAAGUAUCAGGUUCAUGAAAUGAAUAAAUGCAGUAUAGAAAGACUCUCACAGGAUCUAAAGCAAGCUAAUUCAUUUCUAACAAGUAAUUUAAAUAUAGUGAGAAUUAACAAUGACUACUGGUCUUCCCUUAAUAGUAACACAAAUAAUCUAGCUGAAAAAAGGGCUUUUUUUGAUGUUAUGACCACAAUAAACAAACUGCAGAAAGGAGAUAACUUGCUUUUGUCUGGUUAUCCGUUGUUAACACAGUUUAAUGUUGGAAUAAUAUACUUGCUGACAGGUUUAUUUGAAAAGAUUGGUUUCAUCAAUCCCGUUAAACAUGACUAUGGUAUUGUUUUUGUUGGAUUUCAAUGUUCAAAUGUUGAUGUUUUGAACUUCCUUAAUUCUGUAAAGGAGAUGUGUAUUAGAAAUAUGAAGUCAAGUGAAAUAAGUGUUCUGGCAGUUCUGAAUAUCACUCAACUUUGUGGAAAAAUGGACAAUUCUCUUAAAAAAAUCAACCAUUUUCCAACACCAAAAAGGAAAUGCUCCACAAAUGACCAUGAAAUGGAGGAGAUUGAAAAUGGCUAUACAUUCUGUCAGUGUGUUACUGAAAUUAAUAAUGUAUAUAUGAAAGAACAACUGUCAGUGAUAAUAAAUGAGCACAACAAAGUUUUGUUUUUGUCUCAUCUCUUUCGUGAUGGGUACAAUGAAUCAUCAGAAGAAGAAAUAGGAAAAAAAGGAACUAGUUAA
Gryllus bimaculatus (two-spotted cricket) is the source of this 2337-nucleotide messenger RNA. The record is from the annotation of a GenBank genome assembly. Lineage: Eukaryota; Metazoa; Arthropoda; Insecta; Orthoptera; Gryllidae.